CACAACGUGGCGACGGUUUUAUAACUAGUUUUAUAAACUUAUAAAACGAAACGAGGCUAGCAAGAAGCUAGGAAUCCCAACACUGCAGCAUUGAUAAUCUUUAUUUAUCAAUCUAUUAAAAGGAAAAUAAGGCCAAGUCAAAUAAAAAUCACAUAAAUACCCCUCAUAUUUGAAUUCACGUGUCCCGUUUCAACAUUGAUAUGCCAAUGUUUAAUGAGAAUUUGCCUACCUAAUAGUUCAAGUGUUGGAUGUAAACCUAAUCUCUCGUGAGAAAACCGCGGUUUAAAAGUGGAACCAAACCACACGAGGAGGCGAGCGGGCUGAGUGAUCGAUCAGUCUUACUCAAAAUACAUAAUAAGUAUAUAUAUAUAUUGAAAUUGUAUAUAUGCGUGCAUGUUGGCAAUUAAGGAAGUAAUGUCAAGAACUAUUUCAUCUUUCCAUUUUGUUUUUUAAACCACAUACAUGGCUCAGAAAGUGGUGCUAAGAAUUAUUAGCAUGACUAAUGACAAAAUGAAGCAAAAAGCCAUUGCAGCUGCUGCUGAUAUCCACGGAGUAGAUUCAAUAGAAGCUGAACUGAAAAAUAAGGAGCUCUUGGUGGUGGGAGAGAUGGACGCAGUGGCGGUGGUAAAGAAGCUAAAAAAAGUUACAGGGACGGUGGACAUAGUGUCGGUUGGCCCAGCGGCCGAUGAAGAAGCUCCACCUUCACCGUCACAUGAUCGGAAAAAGAAAAAGAAGAAGAAGAAAAAGAAGAAACAAAAUAAGAAAGAUGAAGUGGAAGAAAAAGAAGAGUAUGAUGAUGAAGAAUUUGUGGAAUUUUGAAAAUGAUUGAUUUCUAAACUAUGUAUUUGACUUCUUUUUCUUUUUGUGAACAUGUGAAAUGAAACACCAUGAUUUGCAAUAAUAUGUAAUUAUGUUGAGAAUAA
Helianthus annuus (common sunflower) is the source of this 923-nucleotide messenger RNA. RefSeq names its product heavy metal-associated isoprenylated plant protein 39. NCBI's taxonomy places the organism in Eukaryota, Viridiplantae, Streptophyta, Magnoliopsida, Asterales, Asteraceae. The record is from RefSeq and is a predicted model, not a curated record. Gene Ontology annotation, molecular function: metal ion binding. The transcript has 3 exons. The coding region runs from base 463 to 819 and encodes 118 amino acids.